Mesocricetus auratus (golden hamster) is the source of this 5467-nucleotide messenger RNA. It is a transcript of the gene Phactr1, whose product is annotated as phosphatase and actin regulator 1. The transcript has 15 exons. The coding region runs from base 307 to 2259 and encodes 650 amino acids. Gene Ontology annotation, molecular function: actin binding. Gene Ontology annotation, biological process: stress fiber assembly; cell motility. The record is from RefSeq and is a predicted model, not a curated record. NCBI's taxonomy places the organism in Eukaryota, Metazoa, Chordata, Mammalia, Rodentia, Cricetidae.
UUCUAGCUGCAAAGCAGACUGGAAUUUGAGAUUGUAAAAAAUAGAUUAUUAAACCAUAAUUCUGAUUUUUAAAUAAAUGUGAGAUCUCUCCACUCAAGAGAUGGGAGAGUAGGCUGUGAAUGGCCCUGGAUGAUGUAAAAUCGACAUGUAGAUUUGGAUGGUUCCCUGCCAAAGUUUUACAUGGGAGAGUGGCAAUUUCCUUCCUUUGCAGAGGAGGGAGUGGAGGGGCUGGAGCUGGCGUCACCUUCUGUUGCUAAGAUAUCUACGUGAUUAGCUUCUCUCAAAAUCCUGUUUUAAACAUCGAAGAUGGAUUAUCCUAAAAUGGAUUAUUUUCUGGACGUGGAGUCUGCUCAUAGACUCUUGGAUGUGGAGUCAGCACAAAGAUUCUUCUACAGUCAAGGAGCUCAAGCUCGCCGGGCGACCCUGCUCCUGCCUCCCACAUUAAUGGCGGCUUCUUCGGAGGAUGACAUAGACCGGCGGCCCAUCAGAAGAGUCCGCUCCAAGAGCGACACGCCAUAUCUUGCAGAGGCCAGGAUCUCCUUUAACCUGGGGGCAGCUGAGGAAGUGGAGAGACUGGCAGCAAUGCGCUCUGACUCGCUGGUCCCGGGCACACACACCCCGCCUAUCCGGAGGAGGAGUAAGUUUGCCAACCUGGGAAGGAUUUUCAAGCCUUGGAAAUGGAGGAAGAAGAAAAGUGAAAAGUUCAAGCACACAUCUGCAGCUCUGGAAAGGAAGAUAUCGAUGAGACAGAGCCGAGAGGAGCUGAUCAAACGAGGGGUCUUGAAGGAAAUCUAUGAUAAAGAUGGAGAGCUCUCCAUUUCAAAUGAAGACGACUCCCUGGAGAAUGGACAGUCCCUGAGUUCCAGCCAACUGUCUUUGCCUGCCCUGUCAGAAAUGGAGCCUGUACCAAUGCCCAGGGACCCUUGCUCAUUUGAGGUGCUCCAAGCUUCAGAUAUCAUGGAUGGACCAGUGUCUCAAGAGAGUCCCUCUGCCAGUGAGUCUGGAGUCCUCCUGUCCCAAGAUCCUUCAGCCAAACCAGUUCUGUUCCUGCCCCCCAAAAAACCUGCUGCUUUCUCUGGAGACCAUGAGGAGACCCCAGUGAAGCAGUUGUCCCUUCUCAAGCAGCCCCCGGCCCUGCCUCCCAAACCCACUGCCCGGAUUGCCAACCACUUAACAGAUCCUGGCGCCCCUGUGAAAUUGCCUUGUCUGCCAGUGAAACUGUCGCCUCCGCUACCUCCAAAGAAAGUCCUGAUCUGUAUGCCUGUUGGGGGGCCAGAGCUCUCCCUGGCAUCCUACGCAGCCCAGAAGAGCAGCCAGCAGGCCGUGGCCCAGCACCACCACACUGUCCUGCCAUCCCAGAUGCAGUACCAGCUGCAGCAUGGCAGCCACGGCCAGCACCUCCCAUCCUCCACCGGCACCUUGCCCAUGCACCCCUCCAGCUGCAGGAUGAUUGAUGAGCUCAACAAGACACUUGCUAUGACCAUGCAGAGGCUGGAAAGCAGCUCCGAGCAGCGAGUCCCCUGUUCCACUUCUUACCACAGCUCUGGUUUGCACUCAAGUGACGGUGUCACAAAAGCAGGACCCAUGGGACUUCCGGAAAUAAGACAAGUGCCAACUGUUGUGAUUGAAUGUGAUGACAAUAAAGAAAAUGUGCCUCAUGAAUCUGACUAUGAAGACUCAUCCUGCCUGUAUGCUCGGGAGGAGGAGGAAGAAGAGGAGGAUGAGGAUGAUGACACGUCACUGUACACCAGCUCUCUGGCCAUGAAGGUCUGCAGGAAGGACUCCUUAGCUAUCAAACUCAGCAACAGGCCCUCAAAGCGAGAGCUAGAAGAGAAGAACAUCCUUCCCAGACAGACAGAUGAGGAGCGGCUGGAGCUCAGACAGCAGAUCGGCACCAAGCUCACCAGGCGGCUGAGCCAGAGACCCACAGCAGAGGAACUGGAGCAGAGGAACAUUCUGAAACCUCGGAAUGAACAAGAAGAGCAGGAGGAGAAGCGUGAAAUUAAGAGGAGGCUGACUCGCAAGCUCAGUCAAAGGCCCACAGUGGAAGAACUUCGGGAGAGGAAGAUCCUCAUUCGGUUCAGUGACUACGUGGAGGUAGCAGAUGCCCAGGACUAUGACCGCAGAGCAGACAAGCCAUGGACCCGCCUCACAGCUGCUGACAAAGCUGCCAUCCGGAAGGAACUCAAUGAGUUUAAAAGCACUGAAAUGGAAGUCCACGAAUUAAGUAGACACUUGACCAGGUUUCAUCGACCUUAAGAGUGAGAUUACCUUUGAGUGCUCUGCUGUCUUCAAAACAUAAAUUUAUGAGAACCAUAAGUGCUGGCGUUUGUCCACUUCCCCAUUAUGAUGUAAAUCUGAACUGCCUUUUUUUAAAAAAAAAAGAAGAAGAAAGAAAAGAAGAAAGAAGAAGAAACAAAGGGAAACACAAUCAGGAUUCUAUGUGCAGGAACACCAUGGUGACUACUCCUCAGUCAAAGUUGCUGGCGCCACUUCUGCUACAGAAAGGUGUCCCCGCCCCCAGCAGGGCUCUACCUGAACACUGUCCAGAGACUGCCUUGUGACCCUCCCCCCCCUGCCAGCCAGCACGCACCACAUUGGUUCAGUCUUCAAUGAACCCCUUCCUCACAGGGGACUAUCACCUGAGUCCAAGGGCAGGGGGUUUGGCAUGGGAGUGGAUGGGUAAAAUCCUAAUCCAGCUACCCUAGACAGACUCCAGACGGGGCAUUCACUUUGGGGGCCCUUGAGAGGAGGAAGGGGGGAAGACCUCUCAGUUGUCACCCCCAUACACACACACUUUCUCUUCAGCCUUGUCCUGGGGAAGCCUGUGCUGGCACUCUGAUCCUAAGCAUGUAUGUUGUGGGCAGAGGAGGCCGAAACUGAGCAUCUAACUUGACCCCCAGCCCGAACAGAACUGCUCUCCAGAAAAGUGAGGAAUGGUGGCUGCCUGUCCAGCUCGCAUUCAUUGACCAGCUUAUGUUUGGAAAGCCCGGGGCCGUGCGUGAUCCACACAUAAAUGCCAUUGCUAAGGUUCCCUGUGGUAUUCAUGAGUAUGAGCUGACCAGAGGCUGGGGUCAGAAACUCCACGUGACCUGUGCUUUUCAUUGGCCUUGGGACACCUCUGAGACAGUGAAGCUGUGGUUUGGCAGUUUUAACAGCUUCGAGUACAUGGAGACCAGAGCUGGGCACCAAUGUCCCUGUGACUCUCCAGGGCCUUCCACUCUUCUGUCUGUUCUCUGAAGAGUUUCUGCAGAAAGAUCACAUCCUAGCAGGGCUAGCACUGAGCAAAACUUUGCCAGCCAUGGCUGUCUAUGGUGUCCCUUGCUGCUCCUCUUACCCGGAGCCCCCCCCCCACAUCUCUUUCUUGGGGUGUGCCUCCAGCUGCCCUGUUGACAGGGCCUCCAAGGGUUGGGUUACGCUGAGGGAAGGACACCCCAGACCCUACGGAGGCCUGCCACAGCACUGUUUUCCUUCCUAGUGGAGCUCACAGGCUCUUGUGUGAUAAGCUCUGCCUCCAUCCCUGUGGUGCACCCCAGCCUUCAGAGUCACCAUGGUUUCACUAGGUGAUGGCUGAUUCCCCAUCCAACACACCCAGGAUUUUAAAAGAUGUCAGCUAGACAUUCUGGUCAGCCCCCAAAAGAUAUCCCCUUGUCAAACCAGUUGGGACCAUGUCACUCUUAGGACACAGCACCUAUCAGUGAGAUCAUGUAAUUUUCUGGAGCAUUAAUGUCUCCAUGGCCAGUUGCUAACCCAGAAACCAGGCAGAGGUAAAGGAAAGCUUAGAUCGGCCCUACAGGUAGCGCCAUAAAGCUGCUGCCCUCCUGGAACCAUCUGGACCAAGCACACCUCUGUUCAGCUCAAAGACACCACCGUCACUGGAUCUUUCUAUUAUUAUUAUUAUUACUAUUAUUAUUAUUUGAAUGUCCAGAGGGGUAUUCAGGGAAAACAUAGCAGGGAUUUUAGUGUGGGUGUAAACACAAUCUUCUAGAAAGUCUUACUGACUUUUGAAUGUGCACAGGGUAGGAGCAAGAUGCAGAACUCUUUCCUUGAACUUCCCUAGGGUGGAGAGUAGACACAUGUCCUGGGUGGAGGUCCUGCCUGGCCAGGCCUGAGGGCUACACUUCCUCUAAACAGCAGCUGUGCUUCAGGCUGCUGUGGUGUCCUGGACUGACAGACAGGCCUUUCCCAGUCAGGAGGAGUCCUAAGGAACGCCUUGGCUUCCCUGCUGGCCUUGGUUCUGGGACCCUUCUGAUUGCCUGGGAACAGAAGUCCCAAAGUCUUCUAUUGCUCUGCUGCUGUACAGGCACCUCAGCAUGCCCUGGAGUUGCCCUCCUCUCUCUCUAUGGAAGAAGUUGGACACAAUGCCCACAUCACUUCUUGUAGGGCCCCCUUUUGCAGAAGUCACUUGCUCAGAGUUAGGGGUGUGCCUCACAUGCUCCUAAGAGGUCACCUCCUUUGGGGAUCAGCUAUUUCAAGGCCAUGACAAGUGGUUCCUACCCAGGCUCAGCAGCCUCCCCAGCUGUGGGAUGGCACUUGCCUUCUCCUUCUGAAAGCCUUGGGUCUUUAGGGAGCUGUAACCACCUUUCCCCCCACUUUGAUAGGAUAACUGAAGUGACUCGAAUUGUUUCCAGAGGUGACAAUUUGACAUUAAUGAGGGGGGAAUAAGGUGAACCAUAUGGCUUUAACCAUCCCUUUCUGGAAAAGCUGCAGUUCUCAAGUGAGUUCAUCUUGAGCCUACACAUUCCCAUCUGAGCACCAUGGGGUUCAGGUUAGCAAGAAAGGGGGGAACUGGAAAUGUGUCAACUCUUGUUCCUUCUCAAAACCAGGCAUUGCUGAAGACCCCAUCCCAGGUUCGCUUCCUGGGAGAAGAGCCUGCCAUUGGCAAACUGGCUUUUCCAACGUCCUGAUGGCUUUGUCCCCAGAUGCUCUGAGAGGCCCGUCAGGUUUUUAGAAUGUGAGCCUUUCUUCCAGGUAGAGAAACCAAACAAUGCAAUGGUCCAUAUGAGGAGAUGUUCUCAACUUCUUUUUCCCCUGCUUAUGAACAAUGUGUUUGUACUUUCGGAAUGAGCAUCGUGGUGUGUCGCUUUGAUGAAUGGGGUCCCGGACUCUCCCUGUACACAGUCAGUGGGCAGGGGUCACCUUCGAUGACUUCUUCCUCCCAUGAGUCUCUUCCUCCCCAAGCAGGUUGCUUUCUUCCAGUUGCUUCCUGGUGUCUGUACAUAGUUCGUCUUUGUAUAGGAGUGAGUGAGUGUGGUGACCUUUGACCCCGUGCCCUCCAGGGUUCUAACUUAACAGAUGACGGCUGUAUGAGGAAGAUGCUGUACAUAGAAUAUAAACUAAACUGGAUCUCUGUGGCCUAGGUUUUGUACAUACAGAAACUGCAUGGUAUUUAAAUUAUUGUUUCUCUCUGAUAAUGUAUGCAGUUUCUUUAAAAACAAACCAAAAGAAAAAAAGUUUAAAAAAACAA